AUGACAAGAACUGAUACGAUGGUAACCUUGAGUGAGAACAUGACCUUCACACACACCGAGAUUGUGGAUUAUUACCAUGGUAAAAGUUACAAAAUAGAUCUCGGACGAUGUUCUGUAGAGCAACUGACGGUACCAAUACAAGAUCAAUGUAUACCAAAAGAUGCACAACUAACUGCACAACGAUCAAUUGGCCCCCCGGAUAACAAUUUAGAAGUGCAGAUAUGGAAAUAUGUAAUACCAAGUACCAACGUGACAGUUGUACGCUCUGUCACUACACCAGAUUGUUGGCCGGUUUCUCAGAUUGAGUAUGGAGCAUUUGAAGGAGGAGAUAUUGUAUCCAACUAA
Molecule: messenger RNA, 345 nt
Organism: Mytilus californianus (California mussel)
Lineage: Eukaryota; Metazoa; Mollusca; Bivalvia; Mytilida; Mytilidae
Exons: 4
Coding region: 1-345 (114 amino acids)
Biological process (GO): cell-matrix adhesion
Cellular component (GO): extracellular region; lysosome
Molecular function (GO): calcium ion binding
Source: RefSeq, a predicted model, not a curated record